AUGUCUAUGAAUGUUACAUCCUCUGAGGGGGAAAUCAAAUCAGAUACUGUAAUAAACAGAAGCAGCGUAGAAUUUCUUAUACAUGUAUCACGUUUAAUUGAAGCUGGUGUAGCUGAAAUUGUACAGUAUCGUGAAACUCGUCUAUCAAGUUUGCUUAAAACUUUAGAAUCAUGCAAUAAAAUGGAUGAAUCAUCUAGGAAAGUUUAUUACCUACCUUGUUGGCUUACAGAUGAAGAACCAUAUGGUCUUGGAAAUGUUUUGUUGAAAUUGUUAAAUCAUCUUGUUAAAGUUGGAUCGAAUAAAUCAAUAAUGGAGAGUGAAACUGAUCAUUAUCAUCAUAUGUCGAAUGAUGAAAUGAUUAGUUAUCACCAACUGACUAAUGAUUGUAUUAAAUAUGCAAUUGAUUUAAUCGUAGUAUAUUAUGCAUUGCAAAACAACGUUCAUCAUGUUGUCGAACUACAACAUCAACAAAAUAAUCAAACAGACAUUAAAAAUCGUAUACAAGCAAUACAACGACUUAGACGAUUAAAACAUUGGUAUGCAAGUUUAAGAGAAUAUCUUAUUUCAAUUGUCGGUGAUCAACUUCAUCGACCUGAAUCAGCACUUGACUUAGCUGAACAAUUUGUCGAUUUAGAUCAGAUAAUGCGUUGGUGUUACCUUUUAGAAGUACAAGAUGAACAAUACAGUUUAGGAGCUGGUGCUGGCGGUGAUGAAUUGACUUCUAUUGCUUUAGGAAAUGAAGCUGAUCAACGUAAUCGUUAUCAUCAUCAUCGUUUAGCGGCUGUCUUAAAACGUGUCCCUCGUGAAUGGAAACUUCCAGAUUAUGCUCUUCAGUGGUUCCUGUCAAAUGGUGAACGUUCACGAGUUCAAUCGCUUCUUGCUCUGCUACAUCGUUCCAACGCUGUAUUAAAUGCCACAGAAGUACACGAUACUACUAAUCUUAAUCCUAGUAAUAUUAGUAGUAGCAAUAACAGUGACAUGAUGAUUUCACACCAAGUAAUUAAUAAUACAUCAAUCAUCAAUGAUAAGAAACCAUUAAAUAUUUCAGUGAUGAAAAAUACACACCAUGAUUUGAAUCAACCUCAUUCAAUUGUAGACACAAGUAUAAAUAAUUCUAUGCUAGGAGUAACUAGUAAAAUCAACCAGUCUAUGCAACAUAAAGUUGAUCCUAUCAGUUAUCAGCGUAUUGAAUGCGAUGAUCCAGUUGAAAAAUUUCUACAUCGUAAAGAUGUACAAAUUCAUGCCUGGCCUCAUUUAAUGUCUACUGGACAAUUCGAAAAGGCUGCAACUGUUUUAUAUGAAGAAGCGUCUAAACUUACAUAUUUAACAUCAGAUCAAUUAAAUUCAGUGAAAAAUCAAUCAAAAUCAAUGUUCAAUAAGAAUCAACUUAUUAAUCAAUCUUACGACAGAAUGGAACUACAAAAGGAUUAUGAACAAGACAAUCAAAGAUGUCCAUUGAUUUCAAAAAUUGAUGGUUAUCUAAAGUGGAUAUCACUUCAAGAAUUGCUUGAUCAAAAUCAUGUUAAAUCAGAGUCAAUUUUUGACAAUACAUCGUCUGAUUCAGAUCCACGUUUUAAACGUGUUCUCUCUAUACCAGUAUUAGUUCGUUUAUAUGUGAAUAAUGCAGCCUGUUUAAAUGAAACCAUGAAAACUGGUGGUAGUAGUGGUAGUAGUAGUAACCACAAUGAUAACAAUGGUGAUCGUGAAGAUGAUGAUGAUGGUGACAAUGAUAAUCAGUCCAAUGAUAAACAUUUACUCUCUGAAAUGAUUAUGCAUUUUCGUCGAGCGUUUAUUCUAAUUGAUAUCUUACAGAUUGUGUCAGAUUUAAGACCAAACGAUGAUUGUCAUGAUCCUAUAGAAGCACGAGAUGAAUUGUUAUUACAUAUUUGGUGUCAAGCAAUUCGAAUGGAUGAAUGGUCUACUUCUGGUGAUGUACAUGAUCCUAUUGAAAUUUGUACACGAAGUUUCAUAUGUGCACUUGUAUCUGAUCUUUUCAAAAAUGGUGUCAAUGUAAUUUCUUUACUACCAAGUCCAGAUCAAUUGUUUGCAGCAGAUGAAUUGGCAGAUUUAACCAAAGAUCCACAAUUCCAUUAUCUCAUUGAGUCUGGAUUUGAACAUAUGAGAAAUAUAUUAACAUCACAAAAGGAUACACAAGAUAUUGUAAUGACAGAUAUAUGUGGUGUGUAA
Molecule: messenger RNA, 2187 nt
Organism: Trichobilharzia regenti
Lineage: Eukaryota; Metazoa; Platyhelminthes; Trematoda; Strigeidida; Schistosomatidae
Source: the annotation of a GenBank genome assembly